This is a messenger RNA of Sparassis crispa, 1467 nucleotides long. RefSeq names its product Endochitinase B. NCBI's taxonomy places the organism in Eukaryota, Fungi, Basidiomycota, Agaricomycetes, Polyporales, Sparassidaceae. Gene Ontology annotation, biological process: chitin catabolic process; carbohydrate metabolic process. Gene Ontology annotation, cellular component: extracellular region. The transcript is spliced from 6 exons. Gene Ontology annotation, molecular function: chitinase activity; chitin binding. The record is from RefSeq and is a predicted model, not a curated record. Bases 1 to 1467 code for a protein of 488 amino acids.
AUGCCAUCCUCGCCUGCAUACGAACUAGUUCCCACUGACGCAAACGUAGACUCGGGGGACCAAUCUCAGCCUAGACCACGCUCGCGUCGCCUGGCAGCAACCAAGUCAUUGCUCCUUGCCUUGGCUUUCUGUGUCGUCGCAAUAGCAGCCUUCAAAGCUGGGCAGUGGUCAGUGAAAGUCAUUCCCGCCGACCACACGGUUUCUCCGGGAAAACCAGAUACAGAGGAAGUUGGAAAUCCUUCCGCCGCACCUACAAACGAUACAAAUAUGUCUUCUGGGAAGUAUAGCGUUGGAUACUUCGUGAAUUGGGGGAUUUACGGCAGAAAGUUUCCCCCAUCCCUGAUCCCGGUGGAAAACUUGACUCAUAUCCUGUACGCAUUUGCGAAUAUCAAAGCAGAUACUGGUGAGGUCUUCCUGUCUGAUACGUGGGCCGACCAGGAGAUACACUAUGCUGGUGACUCUUGGAAUGACGUUGGCAACAACCUGUAUGGAAAUUUCAAAGCAUUGUACAACCUGAAGAAGCAGAAUCGCCAUCUGAAAGUCAUUCUGUCCAUUGGGGGUUGGACAUAUUCCCCGACUUUCCACCCAAUUGUCGUUUCCCCCGCGCUCAGAUCGAAGUUCGUGGCGUCGGCCAUCAGACUGCUAGAAGACAACGGUCUAGAUGGGCUGGACGUUGAUUAUGAAUAUCCGCAGAAUGACGAGCAAGCGAGAGGUUACGUCGAGCUGUUGAGGGAACUGAGGGAAGGACUAGACGCGCACGCCAGACGAAAGGAUAUCAGUCAUAGAUUCCUUCUGACUAUCGCAGCGCCAUGUGGUCCGGAUAACUACAAGAAACUUCAUGUCUCAGAAAUGGAUCGGUAUCUCGACUUUUGGAACAUGAUGGCGUAUGACUUCUCCGGUUCAUGGGACCACAUUGCAAAUCAUCAAGCGAACAUCUUCGGAGGGCCGAUCAGUGCGUCCCAGUCGAUACAUUGGUAUAUCUCCAAGGGGGUGCCUCGCAACAAGCUCAUUUUGGGUAUUCCCCUGUACGGGCGAAGUUUCAUGAAUACCGAGGGUCCUGGACACUCCUUCCAGGGUAUAGGACCCGGUAGCUGGGAACAAGGUGUCUAUGACUACCGCGCACUUCCCCUACCAGGUUCCUACAUGCACCGCGACGAACAGGCACUUGCCAGUUGGUCGUACAACUUCCAAACGAAGGAGAUGGUGAGUUUCGAUUCAGAAGAAGUUGGAUGGUGGAAGGGGGAGUGGAUAAGGAAGGAGGGUCUCGGAGGAAGCAUGUUCUGGGAGCUUAGCGGGGAUAAGGGGAGUCAGAGGGAAGGCAUGGAAGGUGGCCCGGGUAAGGAAGCGCAGCCAGGGAAGAGUUUGGUUGCUGUGGUGAAGGAGGCGAUGGGCGGGCUGGAUACCAGCCCCAAUUGGUUGCAGUAUGAAGGCAGCAAGUUUGAUAACAUGAGGAAGGGGAUGAUGUGA